AACAAAGAAAAAGGGUAUCGGGUCGGGUGCACAGCCCGUAACCCAUGCAGAAGUAAAGCGUGCGCCUACAUAAGAAAAGAAACCCUAGUAGGCACACUCUCACCUAUUCAGCUGCCGCCUCCUCCUCUGCUUCUUCUUCACCCUCGACGUUCCCAACAGGAGGUUAAGGAUUCAAAAUGGGUCGUGUUCGCACCAAGACAGUGAAGAAGUCCUCACGCCUGGUGAUUGAGAGGUACUACUCUAAGAUGACCUUGGACUUCCACACUAACAAGAAGAUCUUGGAAGAGGUUGCCAUCAUACCCUCAAAAAGGCUCAGGAACAAGAUUGCUGGCUUCUCCACUCACCUGAUGAAGCGCAUUCAAAAGGGUCCUGUUAGGGGUAUCUCACUCAAACUGCAGGAAGAAGAGCGUGAGCGUCGCAUGGACUUUGUACCUGAAGAGUCUGCUAUCAGGAUUGAUGACAUCAAGGUUGAUAAGGAGACCCUGGACAUGCUUUCUUCUCUUGGCAUGUCUGAAAUUCCUGGGGUAUCUGAAGCUGAGCCGCAGGUUGUGGUUCCUAGCCAAGGAUAUGGACGUGGUCCACAGGGAAGGAGGUUUUAAGGUAAUGGAAGCUUUAUGCUUGUGGUUUCAGGAACUGCAAGUUUACUUAAUUCAAGUUUGCAUUUGGUAGUAGUGAUAUGGUAAAUGGAUCUUGUUUUGUAUUUUAAUUGAAUGUUCGCUUGAUAUUGAAUUUGCAAGAUGGUACUUUAGUUUGUGAAAUGGAAUCAACAUGUUUGAUGUUAUGCAAA
Messenger RNA from Rosa rugosa (rugosa rose), 787 nucleotides. RefSeq names its product small ribosomal subunit protein eS17-like. Gene Ontology annotation, molecular function: structural constituent of ribosome. Gene Ontology annotation, cellular component: ribosome. The record is from RefSeq and is a predicted model, not a curated record. Gene Ontology annotation, biological process: translation. Lineage: Eukaryota; Viridiplantae; Streptophyta; Magnoliopsida; Rosales; Rosaceae. The transcript is spliced from 2 exons. Bases 177 to 599 code for a protein of 140 amino acids.